This is a messenger RNA of Pan troglodytes (chimpanzee), 1699 nucleotides long. It is a transcript of the gene HSD11B1L, whose product is annotated as hydroxysteroid 11-beta dehydrogenase 1 like. Gene Ontology annotation, cellular component: intracellular membrane-bounded organelle. The transcript has 8 exons. Gene Ontology annotation, molecular function: oxidoreductase activity. Lineage: Eukaryota; Metazoa; Chordata; Mammalia; Primates; Hominidae. The record is from RefSeq and is a predicted model, not a curated record. Bases 259 to 1122 code for a protein of 287 amino acids.
GCUGGGAGGUGGAAACCAGGCGGGGACUGUUGCCCGGCGACGCUCCGGCGCUGGGUCCCCGAGGCCCGGCCCCUCCCCGGGAGGAGGUGGGCUUCGAGUCACGUGACCCGUGCCCUACGGGAGGGGUGCGGUCGGGGACCCGGCAGGAGGCGGCCGAGAAGAGAGGACCGUGGGGGCGUUCGCGUGGCUCCCAGCCCGGGACCCCACCCCCGCUGGACAGUGGGGGAAACUGAGGCCUGAGCGGGCCCACAGAGGACCAUGAAGGUGCUUCUCCUCACAGGGCUGGGGGCCCUGUUCUUCGCCUAUUAUUGGGAUGACAACUUUGACCCAGCCAGCCUCCAGGGAGCGCGAGUGCUGCUGACAGGGGCCAAUGCUGGUGUUGGUGAGGAGCUGGCCUAUCACUACGCGCGUCUGGGCUCCCACCUGGUGCUCACUGCCCACACUGAGGCUCUCCUGCAGAAGGUGGUAGGGAACUGCCGGAAGCUGGGCGCCCCCAAGGUCUUCUACAUCGCGGCGGACAUGGCCUCCCCUGAGGCGCCCGAGAGCGUGGUGCAGUUUGCGCUGGACAAGCUGGGCGGGCUGGACUACCUCGUGCUGAACCACAUCGGCGGCGCCCCGGCCGGCACGCGAGCCCGCAGCCCCCAGGCAACUCGCUGGCUCAUGCAGGUAAACUUUGUGAGCUACGUGCAACUGACGUCGCGGGCGCUGCCCAGCCUGACAGACAGCAAGGGCUCCCUGGUGGUGGUGUCCUCGCUGCUCGGCCGCGUGCCCACGUCGUUCUCCACUCCGUACUCGGCGGCCAAGUUUGCGCUGGACGGCUUCUUCGGCUCCCUGCGGCGGGAGCUGGACGUGCAGGACGUGAACGUGGCCAUCACCAUGUGCGUCCUGGGCCUCCGAGAUCGCGCCUCCGCCGCCGAGGCAGUCAGGGGAGUCACGAGGGUCAAGGCGGCCCCGGGGCCCAAGGCAGCCCUGGCCGUGAUCCGCGGCGGCGCCACGCGCGCGGCCGGCGUCUUCUACCCGUGGCGUUUCCGCCUGCUGUGCUUGCUCCGGCGCUGGCUGCCGCGCCCGCGGGCCUGGUUUAUCCGCCAGGAGCUCAACGUCACGGCCGCGGCUGCAGCCUGAGCACCGGGGGGUGCCCCUCCAGUCCCAGACGGCAAUGUUCCUCCCUCCAACUGUCCCUGGAGCCAGAACACUCACAGAGACACCCCUGAGAGGGUGGCCACAGCCCAAAAUGAAGUCAUCAAGACAGAAAAGCAAAACCGAGAAAAACGACGGGCACCUGGAACCAGUCACGGCUUGGGAGGUGCAGGUGCCCCGUGUUAGGCGCCUUUGUCGGGGACUUGCAAGGCCUCACCUGUUUGGCCAUGAUUGAUGACGUGACUGCUUCCAUUUUGCAGAUGAGGAAACUAAGGCUCAGAGAGGCCACGCCACCCUUGAGCCACCCAUGGACCCCUCUCCAUCUCCUGCCUGCGCCUCUAAGUCUCUGAUUUAUUCUUUCCAUUCAUUCCAUCUGGGAGGAACCCCCCCAACUCCUGCCAGCUUCCCCUAGCUGGGGUCUCUGGUACUCUUCACACCUGCAGGGGCGUCUACACUGUUCGUCUACCUGGUGGCAGGGUCUGAGCGGGAGGAGGAGGGAAAGAGUGUGUUCUGAGCUGGACCCAGCCUCUUGUUCAAGAAUAAAAACUCUUCUUCUCUUGCA